GGUCCAGUAGAUACGGGACAACAAAAGUUUGGGAAGUAGGCUGCCACUUAGGGGAAUAGUCCAAGUUGGCCAUAGUUUCUUUAGUCCAAUUCAGCCUUAUCAAAUCACCAAAGUGUAUUAUAGUAUCAGCGUGGAGUGUAAUGUUUGUAGUCAAAUGGUUUAUUUUACUUCUCUCAAAUAUGCGAAAAUGCGAUGGCAGUCAGGGUUUUUUUUGGCACAGCAGCUCUUGUGAGCGUCGUUUGUAAAGAAUUGUGCCUUGUUGUGCUCCCACCCCCCGCUCCGUGCCGCACUGGUUCCGUCUGGCUCGCCCUCAGCUGCUGCGUGUCCUGGGAUGACCUGUUGAUGUCGGUAGAAUGGAGAAUGGCAGGGGGAGCGAUUUCCCCCAUCACCAAAAUAUUUAAAUAAGCAACAUUUGGGCUUGACAACCGGCGUCGCAGCACAGCUACCUCGUCUGCACAGGCAGAACACACCGUCGCCCUCACCCGGGUAUCACCGGGGCUUGCUGCCAUCCUGUGUCGCCCCCCUCCUGUCGCCUCCCGGCUCCGGUGCCAGCAGACAGCGGAGCUCUCCCGGCGGAUAGACUGGCACACGGCACGACCCUUUGGUGGUGUGCGUAGGCGCACCAUGGCCCAGACCCUCCAGAUGGCGAUCCCAAACUUUGGCAACAAUGUUUUAGAGUGUCUGAAUGAGCAGCGGCUGCAGGGCCUCUACUGCGAUGUCUCCGUGGUGGUCAAGGGCCAUGCCUUCAAGGCCCAUCGAGCUGUGCUGGCUGCUAGCAGUUCUUAUUUCCGGGACCUUUUCAGCAGCAGCAAUAAUGGAGGUGGGAGCAGCAAUGAGACGAGCCCAACUGUAGUGGAGCUCCCGUCGGCUGUGCAGCCCCAGAGCUUCCAGCAGAUUUUGUCUUUCUGCUACACAGGCCGUCUCAGCAUGACGGUGGGGGAUCAGUUUCUCCUCAUGUAUACUGCCGGCUUCCUGCAGAUCCAACAGAUCAUGGAAAAAGGCACUGAGUUCUUCCUCAAGGUCUCUUCCCCAAGCUGCGACUCCCAGGGCCUUCACGCUGAGGAGGCCCCACCUUCUGAGCCCCAGAGCCCUGUGACGCAGACGAGUAACAGUGCAGGCCGGCCUGCCUCCUGCCUGACACCACUACCUCUGGUGUCCCGAGUGAAGACAGAACAGCCAGCUAGCCAGCCGGAAGCAGCCACUCCUUACUCAGUGGUCUGCACUCCUGUGGCCAAGCGGCUUUGGGAAGGUGGCAGCAGCCGAGAUGGAGGCUCAGGGGGAGGAGGUGGCGCUCGAAAAGCAGCCCGUUAUUCCCAAGAGGCGGUGCGGGGUAGUGCCAUUCAGAGCCCCGGAGCCCUCGGACUGGCCAUGGGUAUGGGUGCCAACGUAACCAGCCUCGCCGGCAUGGUGGCCAGUGGCGGCACCAACGGGAGCUAUACAACAGGCCUCGGCAUGUCAGAGGGUGCCAGCCCCGGCACCCUCAGCACCUACGCCAGUGACUCACCCAUCAGCUACCAUGAUGAUGAAGAAGAGGAAGAGGGGACAGAUGAAUGUGCUGAAGAGCAGUAUAGGCAAAUCUGCAACAUGUAUACCAUGUACAGCAUGCUCAACAUGGGAGCCGCAGCAGCUGGUGAGCGUGUUGAGGCUCUUCCAGACCACACAGAGACACGGGGUCGAAUGCGAGGCAGAGACCUUACAUGUCUCCCCGCAGAACUCAUCGCUCAGAUAGGCAACCGUUGUCAUCCCAAACUGUACGAGGAAGGAGACCCUGCUGAGAAACUAGAGUUAGUCUCAGGUACUUCUGUGUACAUAUCGCGAGCCCAGCUAAUGAACUGUCACGUGAGUGCAGGGACCAGACACAAGGUGCUGCUCAGGAGGCUGCUGGCUGCCUUCUUUGACAGGAAUACUCUGGCCAACAGCUGUGGAACAGGCAUCCGCUCAUCCACCAACGACCCGAGCCGCAAGCCCCUGGACAACAGAGUUCUGCAUGCGGUCAAAUUUUAUUGUCAGAACUUUGCCACCAGCUUCAAAGAGAGCGAGAUGAAUGCCAUCGCAGCCGACAUGUGCACCAACGCCCGACGCGUGGUCCGUAAGAGCUGGAUCCCCAAGCUGAAGCUACUGAUGGCUGAGAGCGACGCCUACACCGCUUUCCUUCCUGAAGGUGUCAAGAUGGAGCAUGACACCCUGGGGGCGGAUCCAGCCUUCGACCCCUCCUCUCUGGAGGCCACCGGCAGUGCCGACAUGGAGUCCGGUGGCUCAUCAGGUGAAUCGCUACCAGGUGUGGGCGGGGAAGGAGGACCGUUAUUUUGAACAUUGUGUCCGGGGAAGGUUGAAAUUUGGUGACACGCAUACCAGUAUUCCCCAGUUCUGCUUGCCUCCUCACACUUUGGCCCACGCUGAUCUCUCACAUCUGACUGUCUAUACUACACUGCUAGGGUCAACAGUUGUUGUUACCCUGAUGUAACCAGGACAUAAAAACUUUAAUUUUUGCUUUAUGACUGUACAAUGGAGUUAGUUGAGGAAAGGGAGAGAGUGAGAGGGUUUUCUCCAAACUGCCCUCUGCCUCCCCUUGUCUUUUUAAGGUGUGUAAGCGCAUCCACUGUUUAAUAUUAAAUACAUUCCCUGAAAUGCAGGUGAUGGAAGGGAGGUGGUGGGGGUUGCCAGGGCAGCCUGAUGAGGAAAGGAUGGAUGGAUGGACAGGCUAGGAGUUGAUGUGGCGAGUAUAUUGAAUGUAAGUGUCAGUGGCAUUUUUCUCUAUGCAACCCUGACAACUUGUAUUCCAGCCUAGGAAAAUAAACUAAAUUUAAAAUAGAUACAAUAAUAGACAUUAACACGACCUGUUCUUCCUCCCCUUGCAUCUUCCACUCAUCACCCUGCAAGUAUUCUUCACCACAUCACUUUUCUCGAGACCAGAGAAUCUCACCUGAGUGUUUCACUGUGCAGUGUCUUAUAGAAAUGUAUCUCAUCUUUCUGUUUUCUAAAUUUGUAGCAUGUUUCUUCGUCUAUGAACUGAAUAAGUGAUCCAGAGAGAAGGGGAAAGCUUUUUACUGAGAUGAUUGUAAAGAAAAUUUAAAGGGCAACAGGUAAUCAAAGAUGGUCAUAUUUUUAGAAGACAAACUAUAUUUAUACAAGUGCCCAUGCCUAGAACGGUGUGAGCAAAGAGAGUGAGAGGGAUUGUUUUAAAAUCUCGAUCUUCAUGUUUUAUUGAAAGAGGUCUUGUCAAAUAAGGAAAGUGCUAUUUUUGCAUUAAAAAAAAGAGUAUAAUAAAGCAGUCUUAUCAUAAGACCCAUAGUCAUUUAUUUUUAUCUUUAUUUGACAGUGCAGAGUGAUGGAAUGAGCAGUUGAACUGCUAAAUUUGAAGCAUUUCAUCUUCUUUUCACUAGCUUAAAAGGAAUAAUAAGACUGAUUCAGCUGGCUUGACUGUUGUCUGGGAACCAUUUGUUGUUAGGUCGUGAACCUGUAACGUUUGCCUCCUUCGAUAAAACAUUGGCCCACAAUUUUGAAGGUUACUGAUCUGACAGCUCGGCUAGUUUCUUCUUUGUACUGAAAUUAUUGAGAAGGAAAAAAAUAACUGCCGACAAAUGCAAAAGUCACAGGAAAUAAUGAUAGAAAAUUGGAACGUGAAUUUAAAUAAAUAAGCAGAAUGCUGGUGGGUACAGUGAUGUCAUGAGGAAGCGAUUAUGCUUGAAGCAAAUGGUAUAGUGGUUUUAUGGUACUAUCCACGUGUGUGUGGUAAACAGUUCUUUGGCAAAGAAGGAGAGCCUGUAUUUGAGUAUGUAGUUUAUUCAUGUAUCUAAUGCACCACCUCUUUUAAUAUGGAAAUUCAAAAUGGCUGACAAUUUUAUUUUAGAGUUUGAAAUGAUUUUGCACCUUAAUGAGAAGAACCAGCGGUUCAUGCACCUUUUUUGAGAAAUGUUGUGUAGCAAUUGAACUCCUUUAGGUGGAAUUUGUCUUCUUUUUUUUUUUGUUUCCAUGUCUGCCUUUUGUUUCUUGUUAAGAAAGUGGCACAAAUUCCUACUGUAAAUAAUCAAGACGACUGUUGAGUUAAAAUCCCAAGUGUUCUUCCUUUCUGUUGCUGGAUGCAUCUGAUUGUGAAAUGUCAAAAACUUUUCUUUUUUUUUGUACGUGAAAGUUUGUAUUUGCUUGAAGCUUUUUGAAUGACCUGUAAGAGAUCAGCACAGGGAUUCGUUAUUCCUGUUGCAGAGGGAUAUAAGUGAACAUGGUCUGGGUGUGACUUAUAAGGAAUGUGUUCUUAACCUGAAAUGCUCUCACAGGCGACUGAUUACUUGCUCCUUCUCGAGGAGCAUUUCUCAAAAGGUUCUAUUUUUCAGGGUAAAAACCGGGAAGGAAUUGAUGCUUCUUAUUCAAGGCAGUUCAGUCAGUCUUAUUGAAAAAAGAACAAGAAGCAUGAUAGAUGAAACUCAGCUUAUUUCAUUAUUGAUUGCAAAUGAUCAGGAUGAGUUCACUGAAAUGGUGUGACCUGAUGGUAUAUGGACAGAACAAAAAUGCAGUACCUCGUAAGUAUUCUGUAAUUAAGGGUAAUGACAACAAAACCUCAGUAUGCUCUACAUUUGACUGUAGAUGCCACACGAGCACCCCUCCCCCACAUACCUCUCCAGUACCUUUGCAGACUGCUGUGCUUCCUGUCCUUCAUGCAGCUGGUGUCGUGUUUCACUUCCACAAGUUUAUUCAUGUGUUUCAGAGAGAGGCAAAGCAGUGGUUUUAGAUGGUUAAAUCCAAAUUAUAAUAUGUACGUUGAAUUAGUUUAGUGGCUUUUCACCGGGAAAAGUUUACAGUUCAAAUUAAAUUACUUGUUUUUCCCCAAUAUUUGUUUUAAUUACGACACUACUUAAGUCAGUGUAUUUAAAUAACUAUAAUCCCUUUUUAAAUAGUUUGCUGGGAAAUCACAUGAUGAUAUACAGAAAACAUAUAAAGAAUAAGUAUAUCAAACUCAAGCUUUUCAAAAUAAAUAGUACUAGAUUCCUACAUUAAAGUUAAAGGACCUAAGACUUCUGAAUUAAAUUUUAAGGAGCUUUUGGGACAUUCAACCUAGCAAUGAAAUGUAAUUCUAUCUUCCUAUAUAAAAUAAUAAAGAUCUAAAAUAAAAAACAUUAAAUAAUAUCUUAUUUUGUAUAAUGGCUACUAAAUAUGUCAAUGUUCCUGCCUAAAGAAAUAAAAAAACAGGUAUGAAGUACUCUUAAAAUGUCUGAAUUUAGUUCUAUGAUAAGAGGCGUUAGUGGAAAAACAAACAUGGAUUCAAAUUUAAAGAAGCUUUUAAAACAAGAAUCAAUUUAGAUUAUAUUCUUACAGUAAGCAUGUUACACAGUGACCUACUGAAUGACUCGUACUCCAUUCAGUCACUAACUACAGCUGAAAUAUCACCAUUGAUUCUAAAGAAGCCUUGUUAGUCUGCUGUUACAGCGCAGCAGCCCAGUGCACAUACAGAAAUGUCACGCACCCAGUCAGAAUAUCCUGCAAUUGCGCCUUAUUUGCCUAGAGUAGAGAUAACAAUGGUUACGGUACUUGUCAGGGGUUUUAUCCAUAGUCGAUGUUAAGUUCUCUGAUGUCCAAAAAGUCCCUCACUCACAACCUACUUGCACACUGCUUCAUCUGCAAGAGCUGUGUGAGAGUUUUACUUUGUGUGCAUUUGAGAAAAGAACGAUUUCAUGCUUCUUUUUUUCUGUACGUUCUAAGCAAAUUGUAAUUUCAACGUAUGUGUUUACACUUCACAAAACAUGUAGACCUACACACUUGAAUGGAUAAGGUGUGGCACGGCACAGUGAACGUUUUGUCACUAAACAGUACAUAUAUAAAUAUGAUUAUACACAUGUAUAGAUAAAUACUGUAUAUUAUAUAUAGACGCACACAUAGAGGUCAGAUUGUUUGUUGUGCACUCGCAGCAUGAGGUAUAUAUUUACCCAGAAACGGCGCUUCUUCACAACCUGUGCAGUAACUGGUCUGCCCAUGUCUUUUCCCCUGCUCUUUGCCCUCUGUAACCCUGUAGCGCCAGUGGACAUCUUGUACUUCUCAUCCUAUUUCUUUCUGUGUUCCAAGUGCCAAUAACUUUGUGAAAGCCCUGUAACUGUGACCCAACAUUAUCAAAGGUAAUUGCACAUUAACAACUGUAAAAUAAAUAAAUACAAAUCAUAGAGAACAAUGUCAAAAUGGAUUAAAUAAUGAAUAUCUUAAUAAAAGAUUUGUAACAAUU
Molecule: messenger RNA, 6208 nt
Organism: Cottoperca gobio
Lineage: Eukaryota; Metazoa; Chordata; Actinopteri; Perciformes; Bovichtidae
Gene: nacc1a
Product: nucleus accumbens associated 1, BEN and BTB (POZ) domain containing a
Exons: 9
Coding region: 625-2310 (561 amino acids)
Biological process (GO): regulation of transcription by RNA polymerase II
Molecular function (GO): DNA-binding transcription factor activity, RNA polymerase II-specific; protein binding; RNA polymerase II cis-regulatory region sequence-specific DNA binding
Source: RefSeq, a predicted model, not a curated record